AUGCCAUACACCACGACGAACUACCGCCUUCGCUACUACCUGAGCUACGCGGGGAUGAAAUGGACACCGGAUAUCGUUCAAGACGCGCUUCCUCAAGAUGGUGAGUGUCAGUAUUGUGGCGAAAAGGUGGAGAAGGGUCAAACGCUUUGGAAACAGCGGUUCUAUUGUGAGAAAAAAAAAACCAAGGGGGUUGAGAACCGACUGAAGCGCAAACGUGAGUACAAAAAAGGUAAGUACAAGUGUGAGGUUUGCGAUAAGGUGUUCAAGCGCCAGAGCUCGCUACGCGUCCACAAGAUGAGAGGAAACUUUGCUUAA
Phytophthora nicotianae INRA-310 is the source of this 315-nucleotide messenger RNA. RefSeq lists its product as hypothetical. The transcript has a single exon. NCBI's taxonomy places the organism in Eukaryota, Oomycota, Peronosporomycetes, Peronosporales, Peronosporaceae. The record is from RefSeq and is a predicted model, not a curated record. The coding region runs from base 1 to 315 and encodes 104 amino acids.